AUGAGCGAGAAUCGAACUCGAGACCUUCCGAAAGACGGCAGUGUCCGCAUCCAACGGAGCAAUCCAGUAGAUAAUCGAUUGACGGUAUCGGCAUCCUGCGAGAUGACUAUAUUGAGCCCCGGUGAGCUUGGUGGUCGGCCAGUGGGUAGAGACGGGCAUAAUCGCAAUCAACGAGGAAAGGAUGGAGGAUCAAAGACGACUAUCAAUAACUGCAAACACCAUCCAAUCAUCUCCCCUAAAUUAAAUCCCGAGAACUGUGCUCGACGAACAGCGUAUAUAAAACUAGCUGAAAACCCACACGAAAGCUUUUCAUGUAAAGAUCAGCCUUCUUUCCGCAAUCUCAUGGAAGAUGGAGCAGUGAAAGUUGCAGGAAACCGAAAGGGCGUUCAUGGCGAGACCAUCAUCCCCGGCGGCUCGACCUCGAGACUAUCCAUAAACAUGAUAUUCCUAGUACUCACGGCCAGCCCGGAGAAUGCAGUGCACCAGUGCCCCGGCGAUGAAUCUAAAUUGCACGGAUAA
This is a messenger RNA of Perkinsus marinus ATCC 50983, 519 nucleotides long. RefSeq lists its product as hypothetical. Lineage: Eukaryota; Perkinsozoa; Perkinsida; Perkinsidae. The transcript has 6 exons. The record is from RefSeq and is a predicted model, not a curated record. The coding region runs from base 1 to 519 and encodes 172 amino acids.